Messenger RNA from Boleophthalmus pectinirostris (great blue-spotted mudskipper), 1759 nucleotides. It is a transcript of the gene ldlrap1a, whose product is annotated as low density lipoprotein receptor adaptor protein 1a. NCBI's taxonomy places the organism in Eukaryota, Metazoa, Chordata, Actinopteri, Gobiiformes, Gobiidae. The transcript has 9 exons. Gene Ontology annotation, cellular component: early endosome. The record is from RefSeq and is a predicted model, not a curated record. The coding region runs from base 177 to 1112 and encodes 311 amino acids.
CGGCCAGCUCGUAAAUAGCGGAGUUUCUGAGCGCACGGGAAGGCACCACAGCAGCACAUUCACAGAGCACAGCAGCCUGUCCUCUGUCUCCAUCAACACUCACCACUCCACAACAAUCUCCACAACAAUCCACCGCCUCGGACACCUCACCGACCGCAGCACUUUGCUACACCGAAAUGGAUGCGCUCAGGUCGGCAGGGCGAGCAAUCAUCCGAAGUCCCAGCAUGGCGAAGCAAUCGUGGACAUCGGGCAGACACAGAAAGCUCCCAGAGAACUGGACGGACACACGGGAGACCAUCUUGGAGGGCAUGACGUUUAACCUUCGACAUCUGGGCAUGACCCUAGUUGACCAGCCCAAGGGUCAGGAGCUCUCAGCAGCGGCAGUUAAGAGGAUUGUUGCCACGGCCAAAGCCAGUGGAAAGAAGCCUCAAAAAGUCUCCCUCAAAAUCUCUCCAAAUGGAAUUGCUUUAUACGACAGCACCACUGACAAACUCCUGGAGAAUGUUUCAAUAUACAGGAUAUCCUACUGCACUGUGGACAAGCUGCAUGAUAAAGUGUUUGCCUACAUAGCCCAAAAUACUCUGAAUGGGACGCUGGAAUGUCAUGCCUACCUCUGCUCCAAACGGAAAGUGGCCCAGGCGGUCGCUCUGACAGUAGCACAAGCCUUCACAGUAGCUUUUGAACUCUGGCAAGUGGCAAAAGAAGAGAAAGGAAAGCGCGCCAAGUCUGGUUCUGCUGGGGAGUCCAGUAAUAGUUCCCGUUCGGAGAGGUCCAACAGUUUGGGGAGUCUUAAGGGGACAGACGUGGCCACGGACAACCUGCUGGACUUUGAUGACAGUGGAAAUGUGCUGGAGACCAUUGGGAACAUGAACGUGGGACAUCUGGAUAACCACCAACCUCAGGAGAGCAAUAACAACCCGGAGUGGGAGAUUGAGGAUGGUUUGGAUGAAGCUUUCUCCAGCCUGGCAGUGUCCCGUAGUAACCCCCAGGUCCUGGACGUUGGGGUGAUGCCUCAGGACUGGCUUACACAACCCGACUGGGACCAGAGCACUAACGCCAACCACAACAACAAUUGCUCCAGUCCAUUUGGAGACGACAUCUUUGCCUUCUGACCACUGCGCCAAUCACACCUAGAGAGGGAACAACCAAUCACAGAAAUGGCUGGGAGAGGGGACAACCAAUUGGCAAGCAUCACUGUGUUUUAAAUGGCUUCAGUAAGCCCAUUCUUGACCUCUUCCAUUCUUCUUGCACACUUUAUAUGGACAGACAAAAAUGGCACAAUAUGCUGCCACGCACACCAAAGCAAUAAUACUAAGUUACUGUUACUACCACAUAAGUCUGUAUACCUUUUGUUUACUUUGUUUUAUUUGUCAUUUCAUAAUCAGUAUUUUCUCUGUUUAGUUAUAAUGUAUAGUUUUAUAAUUAUUUUUAGUUGUAUAAUUAUUUUUAUAUUAAUAAUAAAAACAACUUAGAAUUUAAUUUAGAAUACUGUACAGACAGGCCUUAAUAAUAACAAGACAAUCGGAUUUUGACAUUAUUGUGAAUAUCAACAACAGACGCUAAUAGUUGUAUUUAUAUGAUAUUUGUACUAAGGGCUCUCAGUCUGUUUUUAGGCAUUUAGUGCAGUGUGACAGAUUAUCAAGAAUGAGGCCUAUUUUGUAUGAUACUGUCUAUUAAGGGCUGCCUGGAUCAUGUAAUGAUCAUGUCAAUGUAAACUACAGUAAACCAGCAAUGUACAGAAUUAAAAAGAAUGACGAUA